This is a messenger RNA of Strongylus vulgaris, 576 nucleotides long. Lineage: Eukaryota; Metazoa; Nematoda; Chromadorea; Rhabditida; Strongylidae. The record is from the annotation of a GenBank genome assembly.
AUGGCUUCUCGCGGCGGUCAACGUGCUUCUGGGACUGAUGGUACUGAUUUUCAACAUCGUCAGCGAAUUGCAGCUCACUACCAAGAAAGCGCUCAAUACAAAUUCAUCUUGAAGUGGUUCUUCGUACCACAUUUCCUCAUCCUCAUUUUUAUGUGGGCAAAGGUUGGAAGCGAGGUUCUUCGACGAGAGUUUGGUUGGCGAAGCGCUUUCUUCGAGCGACUUGAUAUGCCUUCUGCGUAUCCUUGGGAAUAUGUUUGGUGUCUGUCUUUCAUACCAAUUAUAUGCGCAAUGUUGUCGUUUUCUAAAAAUAGGGUGAAACUGAUAAACUACCAUUACUAUGGACAUUUUUUAUUUGGAAUUCUUCCAUGUAUGAUUGGUUUGGGAGGUCAACUACCAGAACUUCUGGAUUAUAUGAGUGAUCAAGAGCACAGUAACACUCCCACGUUUAAGGGUGUUUUCCCAAUGGUCAUCAUCUGGUACAUAUUCUUUGCCGUUGCACUUCAAAUUCAUGGCUUUGCAAUGUACUUCUCAUACCAUCUUGCCGCUGCUUGGACGCCUGCUGUUAAGCGAGAUUAG